AUGCCUUCCAGGAAGAAAAGCAGCAUGUUUGGCUGUGCCUUCGGGAGCUGUGUGGGUUCCUUUGUGGUGAUCUGCGUGGCGCUGGCCACCCCGCACUGGGCCAGUAGCCAAGAGCGCUUCUCGCGCCCCAACGGCAGCGUCACCAUCAGCCUCGGCUACGGCCUCUUCCGAGGAACCUGCGAGCAGUUCGUGGAUGCAGGGCUGCARGUGUCCCAAACCACCUUCCAAGUCGCAGAUGCUCUGAGUGGCACCACGAGCCGCGGGCUGACCGUGGCCACCAUCGCUGUGCUGGUGUUAGCCCUGCUCUGCUCCCUGCUCAGCUCGGGCUUCACCUGCACCAACACCGUCAGCAACCCCUACCAGACCUUCCUGGGACCCCUUGGGGUCUACACCUGGAAUUCCUCCUGUGGGGUGCUCACCCUCCUGGCCAUGAUCCUGUUCCCUGUGAACGUGCAGGGCAGCAGCCUGUCCAGGGAACUGGCCCACGGCUGCUCCUCCUCUCUGCAGACACACCUGAGCUCCCAGCACACCUACGGAUAUUCCUACUGGAUCCUGCUGCUCGUCAUCGCCCUCAACAUCGCCUCCUUCCUCGUCAUCUAUUUCUAUGACCACGCCACGUAUUCCAGGAAAAAGGAGCAGGAGAGACCCAUUGAGAAYGCGCCCAAGGAUGUGAUUCUGUUUUAGGGACAGAGGGUGCAAAGGAUGGGGAUUUUUUUCAUGUGGGCAGCGAAUUUCUGCUCACACCAGACUGUGUGUGCACUGUCCAAAUCCCAAAUUA
This is a messenger RNA of Malurus melanocephalus (red-backed fairy wren), 778 nucleotides long. RefSeq names its product clarin 3 (gene CLRN3). Bases 1 to 684 code for a protein of 227 amino acids. The transcript is spliced from 3 exons. NCBI's taxonomy places the organism in Eukaryota, Metazoa, Chordata, Aves, Passeriformes, Maluridae. The record is from RefSeq and is a predicted model, not a curated record.